GAGUGGUUUGCAGAAUGCCCUGAGCUCAUGCACCGCUGCUUUAUGGACAUACAUCCCGUUAAAUAUUGGAAUUAACACACUAAGGAAAAUGGGAGACUUGGAAUUCGGAUUCGAGGAAAUGCAGGGCGUAAAACUCGGAUAUCUGGUUAUUAAAGGUAAACAAAUGUUUGCCCUCUCGCAAGUCUUCACCGACCUCUUAAAAAAUAUCCCACGGACUACUGUACACAAACGAAUGGAUCACCUAAACGUGAAGAAACAUCACUGUGACUUAGAGGAACUGCGAAAGCUCAAAGCAAUAAAUUCAAUAGCGUUCCACGCAGCUAAAUGUACUUUGAUUUCAAGAGAGGAUGUGGAGGCGCUGUAUUUCUCCUGCAAAACAGAACGCGUGCUGAAAUCAAACAAAAGAAGGACAAAGACAAAAUCCCCAGAACACACGUGUGGUGACAAAAACCACACUGAGGCCAGAAAUGGGUUUUGGAAAGAAAAAGUUUGGUUAAGUUUGCGUGGAGUUCCACCGACCCUCGCAUUCAAAAACAAAGCUGUUAGACAAGACAUUGCCUCGAGUACCGAAUCGAAUCUACCUCAAAUUUACAGCAAAUCCCUUUGCCGUGAUUUUCCACCAGUAACCACGUCGGCAUGUAGGCCUUUUAAAAACUAUGAAACCGUUCCAAUACCGGGCAACUGUGUCUCCUUUCAUCAGAAACAUGCGUUUUUUCGCAACGUUGUACACCGACAUGCAGCGCUCUCCCAGCCAGCCAUUGCUCCGGAGCCCGUGCACCCGGGCAGCGUCGACUUGCUUUCCAGGAGGAAGAGGAAGCGCGAGAGCACGAGGAGGCAGUUCUGGAGCAGGAACAGGCGCUGCCACCAGCUUCUGCUCGUUCCGAAAUGCUGCAAACCAAAAGGACCGAAUGGAUCUUUGAGACGGUUCCACGCGGAGCACGAGAGCUACGCGGGCUCUCGGCACGCCGGACAUUUUCAGGAGAGCUGCAGCAGCGACACUGAAUCCAGUUCCAUCUCGGAGCGGCUGUACAAUGAUUCGGAUUUUGGCUCAAGUUUGUCCACCACCACCAACUCCGGAACGUCAGACGAGGAGGAAGACGAUUCUCUCUCAUGCUCUUCGGACGACAGCAGUGAUGAAGAGAGCUCCUCUCAGUCUGACUCGAGCUCCGUGUCCAGCCAGGUCUCGGUGCAGAGUAUUCGAUUCAGGCGGGCUGGUUUCUCCAGCCUCAGUACAAAAGCACCUCUGGUGUUACAACCCACGUUCCACUAUCGGCCAAAUCUUCAGCACAGAUCAAGUAUUCACGGGACUGUGGCAGCUCUGGACUGCGAACGGGCGCUGAAUUUUCAGAAAUUGGACAUUGCAACUUGGAGGCAUAGACACAGGGAUAGCGAUGCCUCAAAUGUGAGAAAGUUGUACACGGUGGGGAAUUCUUUCUCAGGCUUAAGAAGAGACGCGACACCGGAGACAGUAUUACACCUCGACUUUUCAAACGAUCCAAAGACAACAGACAUUGCAAGUAGCAGAAUUAAAGACGUGGGUUUUACAUCCGGCACAGACGAAAAGGUAUUUCCACAACAAAGGGCAUCAGGAGAUUCUAACAAACGCUACCGACUCCUGGUGCCACAUUAUACCCAGGAUGAAGACACCAUUAUUUCUAAGCCUUCUGACAACAAUUUGUCUGUAGCUGCAAAUUCCAAAAAGGACGCAAAACUAGGCAGCUGUCACAAAGUGCCCUCACCUCUCAGAACAAUCAAGCGAGAGGCCGAGGACCCUAUCACGGCUGGGAACUCAAGCGACAGCAACACGACCGGGAAAAUCGCACCGUUCCCAGUAAAUAACGUCAAAAUUAAAGUGGAGGACAGUUUUGACGAAUACGAAUAUGCAACUCAAGGUCCUGGUUACCAAUGCAAAGGAAAUGAUGUAUACGGUUUGUAUAUGAGUGGAAGUACAGCAAUGGAGCAUUGUGAAGAUGUCAGUAAAACACCCCCCUAUACUUCUGACCAGGAAUCCAGGAGCACUUUAAACACUCAGUGCGCCCACAGAGGAGAAUACAGGAACGGUACAAGGGUCAGAAAAAACUACAGGGUUCCGCUUUUUGGGAAGAAGACAGAAAGUACAGGGACACCGGUUAAGUCGAACCCAAAAGUUGACAGGAGUCCUCGCGCUACUGAAAAAUGUGCGAGCCUCGAAUGCUCGAGCGAGGACAGUGCACGAGCAAACAAACGCAAACGCGCGACCAACAAUUCCUCGUCCCUGAAAAAGCCUUUCAACUUCAUGGCGAAUUUUCCGUCCCCGCCUUCGUUAGUUAUCGGAAGCGAUGGAGACCUGAGUCCUGCUUACUCGCUGAGCUCUUUCAGGAAUACACGCCUGCCCCAUCGCUCUCACCCAGUGUGGAGAUGGCGGCUCGGUCGCUCUGUUGUGCCUCCCCCUCUAAACCAGAGAUCCAGGAAAAUAAGCCCUUGAAUCAGUCUUACGCUUUGAGGGUAAAAGUCUUAAAACUGCGCCAGGCACUGAUAGCCAUUAUGAUUAGUUUGUUUUACCUUUUGGUUUGCGUGAACUUGCUGGUCUGUGCCACACCGCUGGAAAGCUCGUCCCGCUAUGCUACAAAGCCCAGAAUUUUCACCGUGGUUUAGGACACUGGAAUACCGGAUAUUUCAGGGGUGUGCACGAGUGGUAGGCGUUUGCUUCUGGUAGCCUACAGACCAGCAUAUCACAGUACUGUAGACACCCAACACAAAGACCGUACAACUGACAAUCAAGAGCGGUUUGAUUUGCACGACGUCAAGAAGAGGACAACACAAACCAAAUCGAUGUGGUUAUGGCACGCGCAUUUAUAGGUUGUGGUAGGCUAUAUAACAACGGAAGCACAAAUUUACUCUGCGUUGCACUUUGACACAAUGCUAAGGCUCAAUAGAAAUAGGCCUAUAUACUGAGUUCAUAAAAUCCAGCCCCAACCCCUAAAAAAAUCCAAACGUGCAAGAUUGCAUAUCUGUGAAACGUUUUUUUUUUAAUUAGUAAAUGUAUUGGGUGCUAUUUCACAGUUGAAUGGGUUAAUCUUCAUUUUGUCGAAAAAUCAGUUUCAACAGCAAACACAACUUCAACCACUAGCCUGGUAAUUUGCUAAGUUUAAUAAUAUAACAGUUGCUUUAAAAUUGUAAGUAAAGCUGGAAUGUUUAUUUCCCAUCGCAAAACAGUAUAGAUACCUAUAUUGAUAUCGAACUGGUUUGACUACAGUUCAAUUUUCUGCCGCAUUACAAUGUGCAACUAGAGAUCCUAAGGUUUAAUAUCAAAGAAAUGAGCGUGCAGCUGUUGGUGUUCCUCGGGAGGGUUCUCUGUUCCAUGUAAAUGCUCGUGAAUGUACUGUGACGUAGCAUAUUUGUUUACCUUAGUAAAAGCAGACAGUCUCUUAUAAAUGGGCCUAUAAAUAAGCCCAAUCUGAAUGUGGAGCUGAGAUAGGCCACAUAGACUCGAAAGCAGCCCAAAAUGUGCACGGUUUCAACCACGGACGUCACCUCAGGUCCACCCUGACUUGCUCCACGCGAGAGAGCUGCAUGCGUCGCCAGCGUAGCGCGCUUGGUCGACGGCGUGCUGAGAAAACAAUGCUUGGUGGACGGGCGACUGCGUGCUGCUCUCUUUUUGCCUUUCGUGUAUUUUUUGGAGUUUGUUAGGCUAAUGAAGGCCUAUUCACGGAGCACGACUUUGUAGCUUAUGAAUUGCAAAUGGACAUGCUGCAAUAAGAUGCAAAAUGUAGACUCAUUAUUUAAAAAAAAGAAACUAUUUUUUUGACGAGACCCUUUCAUGUAGCCUACGAUUGUUUGCUAAGCCUCGAAAUACGUGUCAAGGUGCACUGUGAAUUGACUUGGCGAAAAGAGAAUUUCAGCUUCGCCAAAUUAGAAGUAGAAUGUAAGGCAGACGACACGAAUCCUGAUGUAUUAGGCCUUUACCCGCAGAGUAGAACUGGACAGUGGCUGUAUAUGCCCUAAACCACACAUGGGCCCGUAUACGAGGGCAGACGCAUCCUCGUUCUAGUGCUCUACCUUUUCUGCGAUACUUGAGGUCAGAUUUUUGACAUGUAAUUUUUAAAUUUGAAGUCACUGGUUGUGUACAAAAUACAUAUUUAUUUUUGUGAUUUUUUUCUGGUUUUGUAUACCUUUGUUGUGUAAGAAAAAAAAUGCACUCGAAUUGAAAACUUGAAUGGUGGAUUCUGAAGCACUUUCCUUUCUUCUCUAAAUGAUGAAAUAUUCAUUAAAUGUAUUUGAGUGUA
Molecule: messenger RNA, 4265 nt
Organism: Electrophorus electricus (electric eel)
Lineage: Eukaryota; Metazoa; Chordata; Actinopteri; Gymnotiformes; Gymnotidae
Source: RefSeq, a predicted model, not a curated record